This is a messenger RNA of Drosophila albomicans, 939 nucleotides long. RefSeq names its product putative gustatory receptor 58c. The transcript has 2 exons. The record is from RefSeq and is a predicted model, not a curated record. Gene Ontology annotation, biological process: sensory perception of taste. Gene Ontology annotation, cellular component: membrane. Lineage: Eukaryota; Metazoa; Arthropoda; Insecta; Diptera; Drosophilidae. The coding region runs from base 1 to 939 and encodes 312 amino acids.
AUGUUGGCCAUGGCCUACAGUGUCGUCGCGAUAGCUAAAAUCGCCUGCGUUCUCAUACUCCUCUUCAGCAUCUGGCUUCUCAACACACAAUGGCUGCUAAUGGUUAACGAAUUCUUGAUGUUCCAGCAAAUAUAUCGUGAAGAGUUUUCUGGACAUGGCAACUUGAUUCUUUAUAUGUGGAAACUUCUGGUGACCUUUUCCCAAUUUCUGCUGCUAUUCGUUCAACUGUUUGGACCUUCCAGCAUAUUUAUGUGCGACAAGUUUGAAGGACCGAGAGGACGAUUCGCUCCCUUAUAUGUACUGCUUUCAUUGUCAAUUGUUCUCAUGGAAAUGUUACUGACAAGUGUUGACUAUUGGGUAUAUUAUUUGUUACACCUCAGCAAUCGAGUGCUCGGCUUUAUGUCGGAAGAGACGGAGGGACUACGACAAGAUUUAAACUGGUUGCCUCAACGAAGUGGCAGCCAUCGAAAUGUUUACCAGCAGCAACUCUAUGCUGCCUGGCAUAAACUCUGGCGUCGCUGUUUGCGACUGGAUAGAUUAAUCCACUUUAUGCUAAAGAUCAGCCAGUGGCACAUACUUCUUAACUUAUUUGCCUGCUAUUUAACCGAUAUUACCAUAAUAUUUAACAUUAUCAUUUAUUCAACUGAAUCCGAUAAUUUUCAUUUAAUCCGUUUAAUGGUCUGUUGUUUGCUGGGCAUACUAUUUCACUCCGAUAUUAUGUGCUACUUUGCCGUCUUUGCAAUAAAUCGUUCACAGUGGAAAAAUCUCUUGGCGAACAUGGAAGAGCUCUGGUUCACUCUUGGUGACCUUAACUUCAAUCCGAACAGAUUCUUACGGCAUUGCAAUGCAGCGUCAGGCAGCAUCGACGACAGGAUCGAGUGCGACGUCUUUAAAUUGCGGGACUAUUUGAUAUGGACACAAGAACCGCAUACAGAAUGA